ACGCGGCGGCUGAGCGGAGGCCUCGUGCCGUAACGGCCAUCGCGGCGGCCGCGGCGGCGUCUGGGUGCCCUCGUCAGCUGCACAUAAGAGCCUGCCAAUUGUGUUCCCAGUGGUAUCUCAUUUCAUUGCCUCAGGAAGUCCCAGAGCAGAAAGCAAAAGAAUCACAUGCUGAAGCUGCUGAAAGAUGGCAGAGGAAGUGGUUGUAGUAGCCAAAUUUGAUUAUGUGGCCCAACAAGAACAAGAGCUGGACAUCAAGAAGAAUGAGAGAUUAUGGCUUCUAGAUGAUUCUAAGUCUUGGUGGCGAGUUCGAAAUUCUGUGAAUAAAACAGGUUUUGUGCCUUCUAACUAUGUGGAAAGGAAAAACAGUGCUCGGAAAGCAUCUAUUGUAAAAAACCUAAAGGAUACAUUAGGCAUUGGAAAAGUGAAAAGAAAACCCAGUGUACCAGAUUCUGCAUCUCCUGCUGAUGAUAGCUUUGUUGACCCAGGGGAACGUCUCUAUGACCUCAACAUGCCUGCAUAUGUGAAAUUUAACUACAUGGCAGAGAGAGAGGAUGAAUUAUCAUUGAUAAAAGGGACGAAGGUGAUCGUCAUGGAGAAGUGCAGUGAUGGGUGGUGGCGAGGUAGCUACAAUGGACAAGUUGGAUGGUUCCCUUCAAACUAUGUAACUGAGGAAGGUGACAGUCCUUUGGGUGACCAUGUGGGUUCUCUGUCAGAGAAAUUAGCAGCAGUCGUCAAUAACCUAAAUACUGGGCAAGUGUUGCAUGUGGUACAGGCUCUUUACCCAUUCAGCUCAUCCAAUGAUGAAGAACUUAAUUUUGAGAAAGGAGAUGUAAUGGAUGUUCUUGAAAAACCUGAAAACGACCCCGAGUGGUGGAAAUGCAGGAAGAUCAAUGGAAUGGUUGGUCUGGUGCCGAAAAACUACGUUACCAUUAUGCAGAAUAAUCCAUUAACCUCAGGUUUGGAACCAUCACCUCCACAGUGUGAUUACAUUAGGCCUUCACUCACUGGAAAGUUUGCUGGCAAUCCUUGGUAUUAUGGGAAAGUCACCAGGCAUCAAGCAGAAAUGGCAUUAAAUGAAAGGGGGCAUGAAGGUGAUUUCCUCAUUCGUGAUAGUGAGUCUUCGCCAAAUGAUUUCUCAGUAUCACUAAAAGCACAAGGGAAAAACAAGCAUUUUAAAGUCCAACUAAAAGAGACUGUCUACUGCAUUGGGCAGCGUAAAUUCAGCACCAUGGAAGAACUUGUAGAACAUUACAAAAAGGCACCAAUUUUUACAAGUGAACAAGGAGAAAAAUUAUAUCUUAUCAAGCAUUUAUCAUGAUACUGCUGACCAGAAAUGAUUGCUGCACAGCUCUAAUUCGUCAUGUAAUUGAAGACUGAGAAACUGUCAGUCCAAUCAUACUUGAUUGGAUAUUGCUAUUUCUAACUCUAUAUGAGAAUGACUAUAAUACAUAAGUAUUUUUAUUAUAACUCAGCCCAUACAUAUAUACUACGUAUGCAAAGCAUCUGCAUAAGCGAUUCUUUUUCCUUGGUCUUCUGUUUUAUUGUUUCCUUUGUUUUUUUCUUUGCUUCUAAUAAUAAGGUUUUAUAUUUUGAAAAAAUGAUGCAAAUCAAAAGUCUUUUUAUGGAAGAAUUUCCUUAUUGUCUCUCUUUUAUUUCCUUGUAAGGGCACCAUAUUAGUCACUUUCUCAAUGGUUUCUCUUCAUAUAAAAUUAUAUCAAUAUAUGACAUAUGCUAAAAUAAAUUUCUUGGAGAGUGUUAAUCAUUUCUGUGACUAAAUAGCAAUAAUAAAUGGAAAAUUAGAAAUUAUUUUUAGGUAUUAUAUUUGUCAUAAGCCAUUGUAAAUACCAAUCAAGUAUGUUUUGUCUGCCAUUUUUAAAAAUUCAUUUAUUGUCUUCACUGUAAAUGGGACAUAGGUUAGAAAACAUAUCUUGUACAAUUUUAAUUUACAAGUGUUGGAAACAAAAAUCUAAAUUUCUAAGACUUUCUUGGGGUGCUUCUUUUUCAUCUGGUUAUUCAAGAGAACAAAGCCGUUUUUCAAACUGUAAA
Molecule: messenger RNA, 2046 nt
Organism: Myotis lucifugus (little brown bat)
Lineage: Eukaryota; Metazoa; Chordata; Mammalia; Chiroptera; Vespertilionidae
Gene: NCK1
Product: NCK adaptor protein 1
Exons: 5
Coding region: 185-1318 (377 amino acids)
Biological process (GO): positive regulation of endoplasmic reticulum stress-induced intrinsic apoptotic signaling pathway; positive regulation of translation in response to endoplasmic reticulum stress; negative regulation of PERK-mediated unfolded protein response
Molecular function (GO): ephrin receptor binding
Source: RefSeq, a predicted model, not a curated record